Gallus gallus (chicken) is the source of this 3814-nucleotide messenger RNA. RefSeq names its product PR/SET domain 14 (gene PRDM14). NCBI's taxonomy places the organism in Eukaryota, Metazoa, Chordata, Aves, Galliformes, Phasianidae. The transcript is spliced from 5 exons. Gene Ontology annotation, molecular function: RNA polymerase II transcription regulatory region sequence-specific DNA binding; protein binding. Gene Ontology annotation, cellular component: nucleus. The coding region runs from base 85 to 1716 and encodes 543 amino acids. The record is from RefSeq and is a predicted model, not a curated record. Gene Ontology annotation, biological process: regulation of transcription by RNA polymerase II.
CUCCCCGACGGCGCCGGGCGAGGAGGGUGGUACAGCGACUCCUCGCCUUUCCCUCGGACCCCGCUCUACCUGCUGCCCCCCGGCAUGGCGCUGGCCCUGGCCGGCGAGCCGGGCCCCGCCACGGACGCCACGGACGCGCUCGGGCUGAGCCCCGCCGGGCUCGCCGCCUACUACCCGCCCUUCCUGCCCCCGGCGCAGUACUUGGAGGCGCCCCCCGACUUCUUCCAGCCCCUGGGCCGCCUGCUGCCCCCCUCCCCGCCGCUGCCCCCCUUCGGCAUCCCCGCGUUCCUCAGCCUCCCGCCGCCCCCCUCGGCCCCGCCGCCGCUCGCCCAGGCUCCGGCGGACGCCCCGCAGCGGGCGGCCCGGCCCGGGGGAGGCUGCGAGACGGCGGGGCAGAGCCGCAGGUUCCACUUCAGCGAGGAGGAGCUGAACGCGGUGCUGUACGGGGCGCUUCGUAGCCCUCAGCUGCCCGGCGGGCUGCACGCCAUCUCGGGGCUCCGCGUGCCCCCCGCCAGCCCGGGUAGGGGGACGGGGAAUCCGGGGCGGGGGGGGAGGGGGAUCGGGGGCCGUCCCCACGGCCCCUCCGAGCCGCUGACGAGGGUCCCUCUCCGCAGGUGCCGCUCGCUCCCCACCGGCUCCGCCGCCCGACGGGGACGCGCUGCAGCUGCCCGAAGGUAUGGGCCGGGGCACCGCCCGCCCCCGCGCCCCGCUCCCUGCCUCCGGCCGCGCUCAGCCCGCGCUGUCCCCGCAGGGCUGGCCGUGCUGCGCGUGGCCUACGGGGACGUUUGGCACCUCGGGGUGUUCUGCACCGCCCCCAUCCCCAAAGGAGUCCGCUUCGGCCCGUUCCAAGGCAAAGUGGUCAACACCACCGAGAUCAAGACUUACGACGACAACUCGCUGAUGUGGGAGGUCUUCGAAUACGGGCAGCUGAGCCACUUCAUCGACGGGAAGGGCACAGCCGGCAACUGGAUGUCUCUGGUGAACUGCGCCCGCUUCCCCGAGGAGCAGAACCUGACGGCGCUGCAGUGCCAGGGGCAGAUCUUUUACGAGAGCUGCCGGGAGAUCGCGCCCAAGGAGGAGCUGCUGGUGUGGUACGGGGACUGCUACGUGCAGUUCCUGGGCAUCCCCAUCUGCCUGAAGGGCAUGCCGGAGGCGGGGCGGCCCCCGCAGCACCCCGAAGGCGCCGGGGAGAGCUUCAAGUGCGAGCGCUGCGGGAAGGUGUUCGCCUACCGCUACUACCGCGACAAACACCUCAAGUACACGCGCUGCGUGGACCGGGGCGACAGGAAAUUCCCCUGCCACCUCUGCAGCCGCUCCUUCGAGAAGAGGGACCGGCUGCGCAUCCACGUGCUGCACGUCCACGAGAAGCACAGACCCCACAAGUGCUCGGUGUGCGGGAAGAGCUUCUCGCAGUCCUCCAGCCUGAACAAACACAUGCGGGUUCACUCCGGGGAGCGCCCCUACAAAUGCGUCUACUGCAAUAAGGCGUUCACAGCCUCCAGCAUCCUGCGCACGCACAUCCGCCAGCACUCGGGAGAGAAGCCCUUCAAGUGCAAGCACUGCGGCAAAGCCUUCGCCUCGCACGCGGCACACGACAGCCACAUGCGGCGCACGCACAGCAAGGACAAGGGCAGCACCUGUGCAGUGUGUGGCCAGCACUUCCCAGAGCUGGAGGACUACCGCUUCCACAUGAACGUCCACGCUGCUGCUCAUUAGCCAGGAGUCUCCUCUCCUGGACCAGCUCUGUGGGUGUAUCUGUGUACGUGUGUGUAUGUUGGUUGUGUGCAUGCCGCAGGAAGCAUUGACUCUCAUGGUAUGGGUCACAGGAGUGCAGUCUCAAAUACCUUUCAGCGUGCAGACGGCUGGUUUACAGCACGCUGACUUUGUGCUGGGGUGAGCUCUGACAUGUGCUGACCCUCCUUCCUCUUCCUCUCCAUACUCCCUCAUUUUCAGGAGCGUCCCUUCCCCAAAAGCCUCUUAUGUGUGAGUUGCACUGUAAUGGAUAUUACCCGGCCUCUAAUUCACUGCAGCUGUGGGCUGCCUGGUGCUGUCCAUGCCAAAGCUUGUUUGAGAGGUGUUCCUAGUAAGUAUGUAUACCAAAGACAGCUUAACCUAUUUGUUUUAUUUAGGCACAUGACCAGGUGUGGGUUCUAUCUCCUUGGAGUGUGCAAGUCUUUUAAUGAAUCCCUAUUGAUAAGAGAAUGCUGCUGGAGCAGCAUAAGAGUAUUUAAUUGUGGCUUCAGGGCCAGCUGAGCUGACCAUGGGAGCUCUGGGGCAGUGACACCGACUCUUCCUUAGCCCAGGAGAGAGGUGGGGUGUAUGCAAAUGGCUGCAGGUGUAUGAAAUGGUUCCAGCAGCACUGUGGGGUGGUGGCUCUGCCUUCUCUGUCUCUGCAGAAGACCAAGCUUGAAGUGGUUCCGGAACACCGACAGCUCUCCCAGGUGGGCCGUGGGCACUCUAGCAUUCUGUAGCAGCUUUGCACUGGGCUUGACACAGGCUAGGGGUAGGCAUGAUUCCACCCCUAGGCUCCUCUGUAUCAAGGCAUAAAGGCUUUUAGUCAACUCUUAUACCUCACUUAAGGAAAGGGGGAAAGCCUUUUACCCAUCUUCACUUUAAGAUGAGAUGUGUAUGACAGACAGUCUUGGGGCUUCUCAAUCCACAAAUCUCUCUGCAUGUGACAUUGCCUCCCCAAGCCAUGGGAAUGCCUUUACUUUGCAGGAGGGCUGGAGAGUUUUAGCCCUGCAUUUCUCGCUGACAAUGCAAACAAAUUCAGAGUGAUGUGUAGGCUUUCUGUUGAUUUCUUUUCAGCAAAAAGGAAAAGGUUUGCUCAUAAAAAUGCCUUUUGUUUUCUAUAGGAAAAGCUGCCCAUUUAGCUAUGGGUGAAGAAUUAGUUUGCUAAAACUGGGUUUGCUUUUUUGUGCUCUGACUUAAGAGUAACCUCAUGCAUCCUGCCUUUCAGUACCUACAAACCACCCCAGGUGAAGCAUUCUCAAGUGUAUAUUAUUCAAUGGCUAAAAUACUUUCAGCAUAAAAUCCUUAGUGAUACUUUUUGCAAAAUAUUCCCCAAAUCGGUAACUGUGGCAUUCCCUGGCAAUGUGAAAUCUCAGCUUACGUGGAGGUCUGCACUGACAGAGCCCUCCAUCUGUCAGUGCUGGGAAGGGGCUGUUUCCUCAGGAGGCUCCUGUGUCGGUGCAGAUAUGUGUGCUGUGUUGCACACAGGAGACAAUAGCAGCCCUUGCUGGAGCUGAUUCUUCAAUGCAGGUAAUUUGGUGUUAUUGGGGUGAUAAGGUUCUCUUAACAUCCUAGGUCACCUAGGAUUAACAAGGACUUUUUGAGCUCAAGUACAGAAACUGAAUGUGUAUUCUGUGCCCAACAACUUGAAUCUCUCUUUAAAUACAGUAUAAAACUAGGAAAAAAAAAAGUUACUUGCACAUUCUGUCUUGCAGAUACUGUAUAUGUACUGACUUGCACUAACUUUUAUAUGGCUUAUUGUAUUUUAAGUUGUGUUGUCCUCAUUUUCAUGGUGAAAAUUGAAAAUAAUAAUAAUAAUAAUAAUAAACUAUAGAAAAGUAUUGAGGCCCAGCACUGGGCAGUAUCUGAAAUAAGCAAUCCAUAAAUGAAUGCAGCUGAGGGCACUGAGCCUUAGUUAUGGCAGCCUGCCUACAUACAGGUGUUUACUCCCAUGCAUCUACAACCCUGGGUGACUGAAACAUGAAUUGUGCAUGGGAAGGCUUUGUUGGUUUGGUCCCAUAAAGAACUCCAGAUUUGUUGAAAUCAUCAGCUGCUACUGAAGGAAACUGUGACUCAGACUGGA